This is a messenger RNA of Sturnus vulgaris (Common starling), 2040 nucleotides long. NCBI's taxonomy places the organism in Eukaryota, Metazoa, Chordata, Aves, Passeriformes, Sturnidae. The record is from RefSeq and is a predicted model, not a curated record.
AUGAAGAAGCAAUUCAACCGCAUGCGCCAGCUCGCCAACCAGACCGUGGGCAGAGCCGAGAAGACCGAGGUGUUGAGCGAAGAUCUACUGCAGGUGGAGAAGCGGCUGGAGCUGGUGAAGCAGGUGUCCCACAGCACCCAUAAGAAGCUGACAGCCUGUCUGCAGGGCCAGCAGGGCCUGGACGCCGACAAGCGCUCGAAGAAGCUGCCACUGACAACGCUGGCGCAGUGUCUGAUGGAGGGAUCGGCCGUGCUGGGGGACGACUCCCUGCUGGGGAAGAUGCUGCGGCUGUGUGGGGAGGCUGAGGACAAACUGGCGCAGGAGCUGAUCCACUUCGAGCUGCAGCUGGAGAGGGACGUCAUCGAGCCACUCUUUGUGCUGGCUGAGGUGGAAAUCCCAAAUAUCCAAAAGCAGAGGAAGCACUUAGCAAAGCUCGUGCUGGACAUGGACUCCUCCAGGACGAGGUGGCAGCAGUCGGUGAAGUCCUCGGGUCUGGCCAGCAACCUGCAGCCCUCGGGCGCCAAAGCCGACGCUCUCAGGGAGGAGAUGGAGGAGGCAGCCAACAGAGUGGAGAUCUGCAGGGACCAACUCUCGGCUGACAUGUACAAUUUUGUGGCCAAAGAAGUCGACUAUGCAAACUAUUUCCAAACUCUGAUCGAGGUGCAGGCCGAGUACCAUCGCAAAUCCCUGGCGCUCCUGCAGAACUUCCUGCCACAGAUCAAAGCCCAGCAGGAGGCGUGGAUGGAGAAACCCUCCUUUGGGAAGCCCCUGGAGGAGCACCUGGCUGUCAGCGGGCGGGAGAUCGCCUUCCCGGUGGAGGCCUGCGUGACCAUGCUGCUGGAAUGUGGGAUGCAGGAGGAGGGUCUCUUCCGAGUGGCUCCCUCAGCUUCCAAGCUGAAGAAGCUCAAGGCUGCCCUGGAUUGCUGUGUGGUGGACGUGCAGGAGUAUUCAGCUGACCCCCAUGCCAUAGCAGGAGCCCUCAAGUCCUACCUGCGGGAGCUGCCCGAGCCCCUCAUGACAUUCGAGCUGUACGAGGAGUGGAUCCAGGCCUCCAACAUCCCAGAACAAGAGAAACGGCUGCAGGCUCUCUGGAACGCCUGCGAGAAGCUGCCUAAAGCCAACUACAACAACAUCAGGUAUGUCAUUAAAUUCCUGGCCAAGCUGACCGAGUACCAAGAUAUGAACAAAAUGACCCCAAGCAACGUGGCCAUCGUGCUGGGGCCCAACCUGCUGUGGCCACAGGCCGAGGGGAAUAUGACGGAGAUGAUGACGACGCUGUCGCUGCAGAUCGUGGGCAUCAUCGAGCCACUCAUCCAGCACGCAGACUGGUUCUUCCCGGGAGACAUCGAGUUCAACGUGACGGGGAACUACGGCAGCCCCCUGCACGUGAACCACAACGCCAACUACAGCUCCAUGCCCUCGCCAGACAUGGAGCACGGCGAGCGCCGGCAGCACGACCAGGCCCGGCGGCCCCUCAGCGUGGCCACCGACAACAUGAUGCUGGAGUUCUACAAGAAGGAUGGCCUUAGGAAAAUCCAAAGCAUGGGCGUCAGGGUGAUGGACACCUCGUGGGUGGCUCGCAGAGGCACCUCAGCGGGGCGCAAGGCGACCUCGGCCCCUCCGGCCGCGCAGCCCCCGGCCCCGCCCGCCGAGCUCCCCCCCACGCCCCACUCGCCCAUUCCCGAGCAGUCACCGGAGAUUUCAGCAACGCCCUCCCCGCCUCCCACCAGCUUCGGCUUUCCCUCGGCAGCCGACCGGAUAAGCAGGGCUGACCCGGCAGCUCCCCUGCCCCGGGGACCACCGAGCCCCCGGCCCCGCUGCCCGCUCUGGGUGCAGCCGCUGUGGCCGGGCUGCAGCCGCAGCCUCCCCGCGCCCGCCCCGCUGCCCGCCCGUCUGCUCCGUUUUGAGGUCCCCUCCCUCCACGUGUCCCCGGAUGCCGCCCUGUGCCGGGACCCGCCCGAGGCAGCGCAGAGACUCUCGGGGCCGAGCCUGACCCCGCGGCAGGAGGAGGAGGAGGAAUCGGAGAGCACAGCCCUAUGA